UUCCUGGUCUUCUAUACAGGGGUGAUACAACACAAAGACUUCCCUUGAAGCCAUCCCAUCCCAUUCCCAUCCCAUCCCUCUUGCCUCAAAGCUCCCCAACUCACCCAUGGAAAAACCAUCCAUUUGCCAAAUCACUCCUCGCAGUGCAGUCGUGGAGAGCACUGAGUUCAACUUCACCAACCUGUACCUGCGCCGUAACUUCAGCGGUAAAGACCGGAAUCAACUCGUAAUCCAGGAGGGUGGUUUUGGUGAAACAGCCGUUAACAACUGGUCGUUAUACGACGGAGACGGGCCUGAUGCCACCAUUGUUGCCCGUGUACAAGGUCUGCAUUCCCAGGCCGGGGACUGGCAAAGCACUUUCACCAUAGUAUUCCAGAAUGAAUGGUUUAAGGGGUCUACAUUCGAGGUCAUAGGAGUACCUACUGACGGUGGUGAGUGGGCUAUUGUUGGCGGGACAGGACAAUUUGCUAUGGCAACAGGUGUAAUAUCAAAAAGUGUUCAUGAGCAAAGAGGAGACGGCAACACUAUAGAACUUACUAUGCAUGGGUUCUACCUGUCACGGAGCCUUCUUACGAAGUCUGAGCCAUUGGGUAGUAAUUACGGGGUAGCUGAAGAGAUCGCACAGGUGCCAAAAUAAACAAUUCGUGGACCUUCAUCGCAAUGGCAGUCUUUUGGUCAUCUUGAGGCGGGCCGUCAAAUAUCUGAAGGAGAGCGUCAAAUUCGGUUUCUACUACUGUUCCAGUUUCCAGAGUAUCACUGCCAUAGAUAUAGCAGGGGGGUUUUCUCUAAGCUGAUAUUCAUCUGUACUUGUUUCGUUAGGAUAUGCCUUUUUCUUUUUCUUUGAGGGAGUUAGGAAAGACCUUUAUCUGAACGUUACACUUUUUUUUUUACCAAAGUUACACAAUUACUGGCGCUACUGUUUGGCAAUGAAAAAAACAAUUCAACGAGG
Hordeum vulgare subsp. vulgare (domesticated barley) is the source of this 949-nucleotide messenger RNA. RefSeq lists its product as uncharacterized. The record is from RefSeq and is a predicted model, not a curated record. Bases 107 to 637 code for a protein of 176 amino acids. The transcript has 3 exons. Lineage: Eukaryota; Viridiplantae; Streptophyta; Magnoliopsida; Poales; Poaceae.